Messenger RNA from Colletotrichum godetiae, 1038 nucleotides. Its product is annotated as ankyrin repeat-containing domain protein. NCBI's taxonomy places the organism in Eukaryota, Fungi, Ascomycota, Sordariomycetes, Glomerellales, Glomerellaceae. The transcript has 2 exons. Bases 1 to 1038 code for a protein of 345 amino acids. Gene Ontology annotation, molecular function: protein binding. The record is from RefSeq and is a predicted model, not a curated record.
AUGGCCCCUUUGAACUGGGCCUGUUCCAAAGGAUUUUUACAAGCUGCCCGGCUAUUGUUGGAGUGGAAUGCGAAUACCGAGAUCAUGGACCGAGAAGGAUUUAGGCCUCUACAUAAGGCCGUGACCAACAAAAACUUCGCGCUUGCUCGGUUGCUAUUGGACAAGGGAGCAGACAUCAAGGCAAAAACAAAAGCUGGCACGACUUUACUUGAAGAUGCGAUUCAGCGCAAUUCUUCGGACGGGGCGAGCUUCCUAAUCGAUCGCGAAGCAACAAUCAUCGAAGAACCGAACACGUUUGGCCUAACACCCAUUUUUCUUGCCUCCACCUUGAAAGACACCACUUUUCUACGUCUCUUGAUCGACCGUGGAGCCAACAUCCAGGCACUGGGCAAGAACGCUUCAAGCCCUUUACAUCAAGCUGCUCUGUCAGGAUUUGCGGAGGGUGUGGCAGUAUUACUCCAACGUGGAGCAAAAGUCGACGAAAGGGACCACCUCAAUGCGACACCUUUGCAAUACGCAGCCGAGAACAAGAAAGGAUCUCAACAUGGCAACAGAGCCACGGCUGAGGUGUUGAUCAAGCGAGGAGCCAAUCUGGAAGCAAGAAAUCCUUCCACCAGCUUGACUCCCCUAGCUCUAGCAGCAGAAGCUGGUCAUGUAGGCGUGAUCAGCGUGCUCAUUCACGGUGGUGCUAAGAUCGAUUGCCAAAAUGAUACACUGGGCCGCACAGCAUUGCACCUAGCUGCUGUCAAUGAUAAGACCGGUGCCAUCGAAGAGCUACUAAAAUUCGGGGCUGAUCUCGAGGCUAGAUCAAACGCUAAGCAUACGGCGAUUUUCUACGCCAUCCGAAAUGGCAAGGAGGCGGCUUUCAAUCUUCUCCUUUCGAGAGGAGCUAACAUUAGAGUGAGAGGCCCCGAGGGAGGAUACCCUCUUCCAUAUGCUCGAGAGGUCGCCCAAAAAUAUCCCGAAAUUGGGGGUCUACCACAAAUGGCAGCAAUAAUCAGCCGUCUGGAGCGGGAGCGGUUGGGCAGAGAAGUUUGA